AUGAGCGAUAGAAAAAUCCAAUGGCCUAACGAAGAGAAUAUAAAAUCUAUCUAUCUUUCUAUCAUCUAUCUAUCUAUCUAUCUAUCUAUCUUACCAUAUUCUGCAACAUUUUUAUCUAUCUAUCUAUCUAUCUAUCUAUCUAUCUAUCUAUCUAUCUAUCUAUCCGAGUUCUUUUUAUAUCUAUCUAUCUAUCUAUCUAUCUAUCUAUCUAUCUAUCUAUCUAUCUAUCUAUCCGAGUUCUUUUUCUAUCUAUCUAUCUAUCUAUCUAUCUAUCUAUCUAUCUAUCUAUCUAUCUAUCUAUCCGAGUUCUUUUUAUAUCUAUCUAUCUAUCUAUCUAUCUAUCUAUCUAUCUAUCCGAGUUCUUUUUAUAUCUAUCUAUCUAUCUAUCUAUCUAUCUAUCAUCUGCGAUUCUUCGUUAUCUAUCUGUCUAUCUAUAUAUACAAACAAUAUGAGAAUAUUUACACACACAUACACACACACGCACACAAACACACACACACACAUAUAUAUUACAAUCCCUCCUUUCCCCCCUCUCUUUCUCUCUCUCUCUCUCUCUCUCUAUCUAUCUAUCUAUCUAUCUAUCUAUCUAUCUAUCUAUCUAUCUAUCUAAAUAUGUGUGUCUUAUAUUUCCUUAUAUCUUUCCCUCUCUUUUCCAAUUUCUUUCAUUUAUUUUUCUCAUAUCUUGCGUUUUGUAAAAAUUUAAACGUUUGCUGUUUUCAUAAAUUUAUUUUGCUCCCCUUUUUAAUCUAUCUAUCUAUCUAUCUAUCUAUCUAUCUAUCUAUCUAUCUAUCUGUUUCGUUUGGUGGGAGUAAGGGAGUGUAA
Molecule: messenger RNA, 822 nt
Organism: Acanthosepion pharaonis
Lineage: Eukaryota; Metazoa; Mollusca; Cephalopoda; Sepiida; Sepiidae
Source: the annotation of a GenBank genome assembly